Molecule: messenger RNA, 2638 nt
Organism: Zootermopsis nevadensis
Lineage: Eukaryota; Metazoa; Arthropoda; Insecta; Blattodea; Termopsidae
Source: RefSeq, a predicted model, not a curated record
AUGACAACAUACGAGGAAUCCAUCCGGCAGAAUGAAGAUGUUGAUGGAGUUAAAUUUUCUUGGAAUUCUUGGCCAGAUACAUUACUAGAGACAACACGUUUAGUUGUACCUCUUAGCUUUUGUGAUUUAUCCCCAAUUGAAUAUGACCCAGUGUUAUGCAGCCAGAACACAUGUAGAGCAAUUAUCAACCCUUUAUGUCAGGUGGAUUAUUAUGCUAAACUCUGGGAGUGCAAUUUUUGCUCUCACAUGAAUCCUUUUCCACUAAAGUAUGCUGCAAUAUCAAAACAGAAUCAACCAGCCGAACUCAUUUCAAAGUCUUCUACCGUUGAAUAUAUCGUAACUCGUGCACAAUGUUUACCACCCAUUUUCCUCCUAGUGUUGGACACAUGUAUUGAUGAUGAAGAAUUAAAUGCACUGAAAGAUACUCUUCAAAAUUCUCUUAGUUUACUUCCUCCUAAUGCUCUUAUUGGUCUCAUCACAUUUGGAAAAAUAGUAUACGUGCAUGAGCUGGGCUGCAUAGGAAUUUCAAAAAGCUAUGCUUUUAGGGGCACUAAAGAUUACACAGCAAAGCAGAUUCAGGAUAUGCUAAGAAUCCGUGAAUUCAGUGCACCUCAGCAGCAGCAACUUCGAGGUCCUGGAGGGCAGGUGUUACCACCACCUAACAGGUUUCUGCAGCCAGUUCACGAAUGUCACCUAGACCUGCAGCGUGAUUCUUGGCCAGUUGCCCAAGGUAAACGGUCACUCCGAUCAACAGGCGUUGCUUUGUCCAUUGCUGUUGGUUUACUGGAGUGCACAUACCCAAAUACAGGAGCAAGGAUUAUGCUAUUUGUAGGAGGUCCUUGCUCUCAAGGACCUGGCCAAGUGGUGAAUGAUGAUCUUCGUCAACCAAUCAGGAUGUAUCACGAUAUCAACAAAAAUAUUGUGCAUUACAAGGAGAAGGUCAUAAAACAUUAUAAGGCCUUGGCCGUGCGUGCCGCCACAAAUGGUCACGCUGUAGAUAUUUAUUCUUGUUCUCUGAACCAAACAGGGCUGUUAGAAAUGAAGGAGUGUUGUAACUCUACAGGUGGCCACAUGAUUAUGGGUGAUUGCUUCAACUCAUCUCUAUUUAAACAGACUUUUCAGAGAGUAUUUUCUAAGGACCAGAAAGGAGAAUUAAAAAUGGCAUUUAACGGGACAUUAGAAGUGAAGACUUCAAGACAGUUGAAAGUGUCAGGAGCCAUUGGUUCAUGUGCGUCCCUUAAUGUGAGGGGACCGUGUGUUUCUGACACAGAAAUAGGAAUUGGAGGUACGUGCUAGUGGAAGUUGUGUACAUUCUAUCCAAAUUCAACAUGUGCACUGUUCUUCGAAGUUGUGAAUCAGGUAAUUGUGAUUGUAAAAUUUUCACAUACUACUGUCUAUAUAUAAGUAAAAGUGUAAAAAGUAAGGAACAUAUGUAUAUUAUCUUAUCAUCCUGUAAUAGUAUCGUAAGUGUAAAAUUAGUAACCGUAAUGCAUAUUUCAACCCCCCCCCACACACACACACACACACACACAGUACAUUUAUCGUUAACAUUUCAAACAGUUCACAUGCUUACCUUAUUUGUUUGAUAACAGUCUUUUUGGUGAUUUCGAAACUGUCAUCUUUGGGUACUCUUUUUUAUUUUAUUUAUUUAUUAAUAAUGAUAGUGUUGAUUGACAGUCUUAUGGUAAAAUUAUAUGCAGACUUUACACUCAGUACUUGAGCAUAUCAGUCAUAAAACAGACACUAUAUUAUGUUUACAGUCAAAAAGAAACUAAGAACCAAACAAGUUUAUUUGGCAAAACAUGCACAUGAAUCAAAACACAUUCAAGUUUUGUGUCUGCAGAAAACCUACUGCCAUUGGCACUAUUACACAUGCUACACCCUGGAACAUGGUUGUGUGUUACCAGAUAUAUGACAAAUUGUGUACACACUUACCCCAUCUCCAACAACAAAAGCAACUGAGCACCAUUUUUUUAAAAUGUAUUAUGAAGUAAGUAUAAGCCAACAGUAAAAGGUAUGGUUAAUAGGAACAUCAAAAAUGAAUUAUGAACUUUUAAGUUACAAAUGCUUAUUUGUAACUUUCAUAUUUUAAAUUUUUUAAAUGUUUGUCUCAUUGUCAAUCCCCAUGUAUGAUACAGUGUUGUCUACAUCAAGAAUACUGCACAGCACCCAUAAUAAUGAAUAUAAUAUGGCCCACUUAGGUUGAAACAUGUAAGCAGAAAGAUUUUCAUCAAGCAAAUAACAUUACAGUGUACUUCAGGUGAUUCUGUGAAUCAGCUAUCACCACCAGUGGUAAUUUACUUUGUUAAAACAAUACCACGCUGAUAUAACUUCCCAUUGACACUAGAGUUUUCUUAAACUGAUGGAUCUACUUCAUUUUCAUGCUUCUUGUGAAAUAGAAAACCCAGAAAAAAAUAUGUCGUGCUACAUGCAGGUGAAAUACUGAUGUGUGUUAUUUCAUCUGUUUAAUUGAUACUCAGAAUGUAAAGCAGAAUCUACAGCAGAUCAUUUGUGGUUAUAAACAUUUAUCCUUCUGUCUGUUUUGUAAGCGCUGAGAUCUCUUUGUGUCACACAAUUUUUCAACACUUGCAUUGAAUUGUAUGGAUUAUUUUAGUAUAUUAAAUUGGUGCUGACAAAA